This is a messenger RNA of Drepanopeziza brunnea f. sp. 'multigermtubi' MB_m1, 1893 nucleotides long. RefSeq lists its product as uncharacterized. Gene Ontology annotation, biological process: amino acid transmembrane export from vacuole. NCBI's taxonomy places the organism in Eukaryota, Fungi, Ascomycota, Leotiomycetes, Helotiales, Drepanopezizaceae. The record is from RefSeq and is a predicted model, not a curated record.
AUGGAGGACGGGAAGUACGUAAAACUUCGAAAACCGCGAUACGAGGACGAAGAUACGUCGCCAACAACAUCACGCGAGUUGAAGGGCUUUUAUGUGUAUAGUCUUGCCGCCGAGGUAUUCGCUGUUUGCGGUGUUGGAUCUUUUCUUCCAGUGACUCUGGAGCAGCUGGCACGCGAGAAUGGAGUCUUGUGGUCAGAUCAGACCACCCCGUGUGUGGCCAAAACUUCGACGAGGGUGGCGGCAAGGGUUGUGGCAGCAAGAGCCGCGGCCUCUGAUACCACUCAAUGUGUUAUCCCAGCCCUGGGAAACAUGACCACUUCGUCGUUCGCCCUCUACACUUUCUCCAUAGCCGUUUUCGUCCAAGCCUUGGCUCUGGUGUCUUUCAGUGCCGUCGCAGACCAUGGGCUUUACCGAAAGAAGUUCCUGACAGCUUUCGGCUUCUGUGGAUCCAUCUCGUCCAUGCUUUUCAUUGCCGUGGUCCCUCAAGCUUUUCUACUGGCCCCGUUGUUGGUGGUCAUUGGAGUGACAUGCCUCGGAUCGUCCUUCGUGAUCCUCAACUCCUUUCUCCCACUUCUUGUAGCGAACCACCCUCAAGUCGCAAGCGAUGAUCUUGCUGAGAAGGAUAGAUCCUCUAUACCACCGAGGGUGCAUUCGCUGGACUCGGGAGACAGGUUCUCUAUUGAUAGAUCUCUCGAUCUGACUCGACAGGCUGCGAACGAUGAGAAGGACUCGGUUGCGCUGAAACUCUCGACACAGAUUUCAUCAACGGGAGUCGGAAUAGGCUAUGCGGCAGCUGUAUUCGUGCAGAUCCUCAGCAUCCUGCUCCUCUUUGGCAUGUCGAAGCUCUCCUCCGUAUCUUCAACCCUGCCUCUCCGCCUUGUCCUGCUUCUGGUUGGCACGUGGUGGCUCUUGUUCACCAUCCCAUCUUCAAUGUGGCUUCGUGAUCGACCGGGACCUCCGCUGAAGAAAAUCUCCGACGGAAACGUCCUGAGGUCUUGCUUCGCAUACACGUUGUUCGCCUGGGGAUCUGUGUGGAAGACUGUCAAAAUCGCGGUCAAGCUACGGCAAAUGGUGAUCUUCCUAAUUGCCUGGUUCCUGCUCAUCGCCAUCGCGCUGCUGUCAAUCACCGCCACGGCUUCUGGCAUUGCCGGCGCCACCCUCUGGCCACUGAUCUCGCGCCGACUUGAACUCAAAACAAAUCGCACGAUCGUUGCGUGUAUCUUGGCCAUGGAACUGAUCCCGCUCUACGGUCUGCUGGGCUACGUUCCGCUCGUGAAAUCCUGGGGCGUGGGCGGGCUGCAACAAGCCUGGGAGAUCUACCCGCUGGGUUUCAUCCACGGCUUCGUAAUGGGCGGCCUCUCAUCCUACUGCCGCUCCCUCUUCGGCCAACUAAUCCCCCCGGGAAACGAAGCCGCCUUCUACGCCCUGUACGCCAUAACCGACAAAGGCAGCUCCGCCCUCGGCCCCGCCCUCGUCGGCCUCAUCGUCGACGCAACCGGCUCCAUCAGACCCGCCUUCGCCUUCCUCGCCAUCCUCAUCCUGCUGCCGCUCCCUCUGAUGAUGGCCGUCGACGCCGAGCGGGGACGCGCCGACGCCGCCGUUCUGAGGAGGAGGAGGAAGAAGGCUAGGCGGGGUAUCGAUGCGGAUGAGUGCUUGGAGAGCCGGGCUGCUGGCACUCCUGUGCUUGAGGAGGAAGCGGAGGGCUUGAUGCGCGAUCAUGAGUACAAUGAUGCGGAGACGCCGACCUCCACUGUUGGCGACGACCUUGGUGAUAAAGGACACGAGGAUGCCACCACGCCCCAGGAAGUCUUCUCCAAGAUUCGGCGCGAACUCAGGGUAGUCUUACGCACCCUCCACCGUCAGCCGUCAGCAUCACCUGCACGGCUUGGAUGA